CUGAUUCAUCAAUCUCUCCUCCUUUCUUCUUCCUGCUUCUUUUAGUUCUUUUUUAUUCCACCCUCCGAUGCAAGUUCUCCGACGUCGAGUUGUCGCAAUGGGACAAUAAAAAACACAGCAAAACAAAUUCAUCCCCGAUCGGUAUAGGUGGGAGCCGCUGAGACUUCGCAGGUGCAACGCCGGCAAAUUUCGCAUCAGUCGUCAAGAGCUGCUGCAGGCAGAUAAUUUUUAAUGACCGAGUCGAUAAAGAGACAGUAUCCUCUGCAUUGGCACGUUUGGCACAAUGAGUACGCUCAGCUCGAUGCAGCACUUAAGAAAAAGACGGAAGACAAGGAGAAAAGAGAUCCAAGGGGUCGAUCGCCUCUCAUGCUGGCCGUCACCCUUGGCCACCUUGAGUCAGUGAGGGUCCUUCUGAACCACGGUGCAAAUGUUAACACCGAAAACAGAGAAUUCUGGACUGUGGUCCAAGAGGCAACGGCAACCGGAGACCCCGACUUGCUCCAAAUGGUCUUGGAAAAGAGAGACUUUCAGAGGUAUUCCAGCAGAAUUGGAGGUGUUCCUGAGCUACUGCAAAAGUUGAAGGAUGUUCCAGACUUUUAUGUUGAAAUGAAAUGGGAAUUCACUAGUUGGGUGCCAUUGGUGUCAAGAAUGUGCCCUAGUGACACUUACAAGGUUUACAAGCAAGGUUCCAAUGUCCGCAUAGACACUACCCUCCUGGGCUUUGACCACACCAAUUGGCAAAGAGGAGACAAAACCUACAUCUUCAAAGGACAAACAAUGGCCACUCCUCGUGUCCUUCGUUGCGACCGCAGCUAUAUUUUCAAGCUGUUGGCGGCAGGUGAUUCUGCACUGAUGAUUGAAGUAGAUCAUGAGAAGAGAGAAGUUUUCAGUGAGCAAAUGAAAAUAAUCAGUCCAGAAGACUUGCUGAGUCUGCAUCCGAGCGAAGGAGCCAUCAGCUCUCGACUGACCACUCCAAUUGUCACCACGUACAUCGACACGGAGAAAAUCAGCUUUGAACGGAACAAAAGCGGCAUUUGGGGCUGGCGAGCUGACAAGCUGGAGGAAGUCAACGGCCACGAGUGCAAAGUCUUCUCAGCCAAUAAUGUGGAGCUUGUUACGAAAACUCGGAUGGAGCAUUUGUCGGCAGCUGACAAAUCCAAAAUUCACAUGCCCAAAACAGCUCUGCAGUCAUUCCUCGGCAUUGCUGAGACUGAGGAGAGAACACAUUCCCCUGUUGAAGAUAUUCAUGUGGAGGAAGUAAAAUAUAGAGGAAAUCCAUGCAACAUUUCUGUCCAGGAUUACUUUUCGACCAUUGAUCUCGAAGGCAAAGAUAUUGGGCGGCCAAAAGAAAUUCAUGCCAAGAUCCAAAAGUUUAGAGCAAACUUGUGGCUUGCCGAAAAGUACCCUCUAACUCUGCCAGAACAAAUCAUGCCCAUUGUGGAUCUCAUGGCUAUAUCUAGUACACACUUUGCAAAACUUAAGGAUUUCAUACAAAUGCAACUACCUGCUGGCUUCCCCGUCAAAAUUGAGAUUCCACUGUUCCACGUUUUGAAUGCCAGAAUCACGUUUGGAAACAUUUUUGGCAUGGACGAAGAAAUUCCCGGAGUGAGCCGUGUUGGUGAUGAAGAUAAUUUGAGCUGUGUUUUGAACGAGUCAUGUUUUGAGCCACCACCAGGCUAUGUUCCACAAGGAGGAGACGGCCGUAGACAGUUCAGCAUGGAGGAUGAAGAUGAGCUCCUCCAGUUUGCCAUUCAGCAGAGCCUCUUGGAUUCAGGAACUGAGGGCGAUGAAGUGGACAUUUGGGAAGCUUUGAAAAGUGAUCGUCGACACUCCCAACCUGCCCCGUUGAACACCUUGCAAGCAGAAGAGGAAAGACAAUUGCAAAGGGCUAUUCAAGCUAGUUUGGCACACCUUGCUGGAUCCUCGUCCCCGCCACAGAGCAGGGAGCCUCCGGACGGAGCUGAAGGCCUUGAUCCAGACCUGCAACUGGCUCUCCUGUUGUCGCAGCAGGAACAGGACCAGAGCGCGCGGCAGAAAGAAGAGGAGGAUCGCAUUAUGGAACAAAUCCUGAAGCUUUCUAUGACUGAGAAGUGAACAGGAGUACAUAUAGAUUUUGCACUAAUUACAAAGGGUGAUCACGCUUAAUUAAAUUAUAUAACUAAUAUUGUCAUGUUAUAGAAUAUAUAUUAAUUAACGCCUCCAACAAAAAAAAAAUGAAAAUUCUGCUAUAUUGUGUGAAAAGCAAUCAUUAAAAUAUAGUAUCCAGUAAUGAAAAUUUCUAAAUUGCCAAAUC
Molecule: messenger RNA, 2293 nt
Organism: Neocloeon triangulifer
Lineage: Eukaryota; Metazoa; Arthropoda; Insecta; Ephemeroptera; Baetidae
Product: ankyrin repeat domain-containing protein 13D
Exons: 11
Coding region: 232-2094 (620 amino acids)
Cellular component (GO): cytoplasm
Molecular function (GO): protein binding
Source: RefSeq, a predicted model, not a curated record